UGGUGGUUGGUGGCGACGACAGCCAGCAGGUCUGCGUGCUCGCACCUCAUCCCAACGAAGCCGGGAUGGCAUCUGGAACAUGAAGGGAAGCAAGGAUGGAUCAGAAUGACUUGAGGAUCAGUCAUAGACGUGGAGAAUGGGUGGUGAUUUAUUCAUGGAGCUCUCUUGAACCGGCAGCACGGCAAGCAGGGGGGUGACGUCACUGCAGCCAAUCAGGAGAGAGCUGCCUCCACUACCUGAUGGGCUCAAGUCUGCGGGUUUGUAGCUGGACUUGCCAGAACUCUCCUGGUUGAACUAACUUGAAGAUGUCACAGGCUGGGCCACAAAAGAGCAGCUCUUUGACGCUGGUGCUGAUGGUUGCCUCUGCAGCCAUUGGAGGGACGCUUCAGUAUGGAUAUAACCUAGCCAUCAUGAAUGCACCCACUACUUUCAUACAGACCUUCAUCAACGAGACCUUUGUGGAGCGCUUUGCUGUCCAGCUGCAGGACUACCAGGUGACUCUGAUCUGGACCAUCAUCGUCUCCAUCUUCUCGUUAGGCGGCUUAGCGGGGGCUCUCAUCGCCGGACCCAUGUCUAUUCGCUUUGGGAGGAAAAAAUGUCUGCUGCUCAACAAUAUUUUCCUUCUAAGCGGCGCCCUCUUGGCUUUGACGAGUCGAGCUGCUGGGUCUUUUGAGAUGAUCAUACUAUCACGUGUCCUUAUUGGAAUAAAUGCAGGGAUCAGCAUGAACGUGCAACCAAUGUAUUUUGGCGAAAGCGCCCCAAAGCACCUUAGAGGGGCCGUGUCCUUGUCCUCCGCUGUUUUUACAGCCUUUGGAGUCGUGCUGGGACAAGUGGUGGGACUCAGGGAGAUUCUGGGCAGUGAGCCGUGUUGGCAGUAUCUCCUUGCUAGUAAUGCCAUCCCCGGGUUCAUUCAGCUCCUGACCCUGCCGUGGUUUCCAGAAAGCCCCAGAUACUUACUCAUAGACAGGGGGGACAAGGAGGCCUGCAUUAGAGCUCUGCGGCGACUGCGUGGCUGCGACGUCCAGAGCAGCGAGCUGGCCGAGAUCCUGGAAGAACAAGCCGAAACCAAGGGCAUGAGGCCCAGCCGUCCGUGGGAGCUCUUCGGCGACCGCGCCGUGCGAUGGCAGCUCAUCUCCGUCAUGGUCAUCAGCAGCGCCAUGCAGCUGUGCGGCAACGACUCGAUCUACUUCUACGCGUCGUACGUCUUUAAAGAGGCUGGGAUAUCCGAUGACCAAAUCCAGUACAUCACAGUCGGCACGGGCACGUGUGAGUUCACAGCCUGCAUCUUGUGUAACCUGCUGAUCGAACGUAAAGGUCGAAAGUUCCUGUUGAUGGGAGGCUUCAUCCUCAUGACCCUGUGGGCGGUGGUCUUCACCAUCGCUUUGUCUUUCGAGCACCUCAUAUCCUGGAUGCCUUACCUGAGCAUGACCUGCAUCUUCACCUACAUCCUCAGCUUCGGCAUGGGUCCAGCCGGUGUGACGGGAGUUCUUCCCACUGAGGUCUUCAAUCAAACGGCUCGGCCGGCGGCUUACAUGAUCGCCGGCUCCAUGAUGUGGAUCAACCUCUUCAUUGUUGGGAUGAUCUUCCCAUUUCUAGUGAGUGAGAUGCGCCAAUAUUGUUUUGUGCCUUUCGGUGCCGUGUGUUUGCUGUCUGCGCUGUAUGUCGGCCUUUUUCUGCCGGAGACCAAGGGCAAGUCUUUAUCGGCCAUCACCAGUGAGUUCCACAAGCUCAACUUCAAAAACCAGGAGAGAAAGUGCAAAGGUCAAAGUCAGUAUCUGGCGGGCCAAGUGCAUGCUUCCACAGCCUUGUAGAAACCUUCCAGCUUCUUCGCCACUCGGUGGAGCUGAUGAAAAGAACCCAAUAUUGCAUCAUGUAUUAUAUGCUAACGUCAAGGCGUGUGUGUAAAUGGGAAGUCAAUCAUCUUUCAUACAAAGUAUGUGGGGGAGGAUUCGUUUCUAUGUACAAGAGUUAAAUAUUUCUUUAUUUAUAUCAUGUAUUCAUUGUUUGCC
Doryrhamphus excisus (bluestripe pipefish) is the source of this 2009-nucleotide messenger RNA. NCBI's taxonomy places the organism in Eukaryota, Metazoa, Chordata, Actinopteri, Syngnathiformes, Syngnathidae. The record is from RefSeq and is a predicted model, not a curated record.